CAGAAUGAUAUUUAUCCACUAUAAAAAGUUAAUUUCCCUUUCACAUUUGAGGUGUGCAACUUGUGGAGAGAAUUGUUGAAUGGAAAAGCUGUGUGCUCAAGGGAAAAUCUGAUUGUUGGUGCUGUCGAAUCCUUUCCCACUGGAGAGGAUGAAAUAGAACGGAUUUCAUAUUGAUGUCCAGAGAGAUUGUUGAGUGGAUUUCGGCGGAAUCAUUUUGUAGUGUAUUUAUCUCGUAGUUGAUUUAGCUGCAGCUUAAUGGAGCAAACGAUUGUUGAAAAUGGAUUUCCAGAGAUUCACCUGCUUCCUGCUCGUGAAGAUGCAUAUGGGGGAGUUGUAGUGGAAAUGGAGAAGCCUAUGGACCCCAAUUCCUUUUGUAAAAUGCUAAGAGCUUCGCUUUUACAAUGGAAGCUGCAGGGCAAGAAGGGUGUGUGGAUCAAAUUACCAAUUCAACUUGCAAAUCUUGUUGAAAUUGCGGUCAAGGAAGGAUUUUGGUAUCAUCAUGCUGAGCCUCAUUACUUGAUGCUAGUAUACUGGAUUCCGGAAACUAACAAUGCCAUCCCUCCAAAUGCAACACACCGAGUUCGAAUUGGUGCCAUUGUCCUGAAUGAUAAAAGAGAGUUGCUUGUUGUUCGGGAAAAGUAUGGCAGGUUUCGGGAAAGAGGAAUUUGGAAAAUUCCGACCGGAAUAGUUGACCAGGGCGAGGAUAUUUCUGUAGGUGCAAAAAGAGAAGUACUUGAGGAAACAGGAAUUGAUACAGAAUUUAUGGAUGUUCUAGCAUUCAGACAAAUGCACAAGUACUUUUUCGAGAAGUCGGAUUUAUUCUUUCUUUGCAUGCUGCGACCUCUAACCUUUGACGUUAAAAAUCAAGAUUCGGAAAUUGCGGGAGCUCAGUGGAUGCCAAUUGAGGAAUAUGCUGCACAACCUUUGGCACAUGAAGAAUGGAUGUUCAAGGAUGUCAGUGAUUUAUGCUUAGCAAAGCUAGACAAGAAUUACAAUGGAUUAUCUCCAAUAACCUCAUUUUUCAAUGAUUUGGUAAGCUACCUUUAUGUCCACAAACAGGACUUGAACCUGUAAUGUUGUCAAAUAGUGGCAAUUAUUAGAGCAAGUCUGUAACUACAUUUGUUGGAUCUGUUUAUUAUUUGUAAUAUUUGUGUUUCUGCCAAGAAUGAUAAAUGUAUGGAACGUAAAAGUUCGACUUAAGAGUUGUAUAUGCCUGCUCUUGCUGUGUAUUUUAUGGUACAUCUUCGACAGAAUGUAGGUGAAUUUCGCCA
This is a messenger RNA of Olea europaea var. sylvestris, 1271 nucleotides long. RefSeq names its product nudix hydrolase 10-like. Gene Ontology annotation, molecular function: NADH pyrophosphatase activity; NAD binding; ADP-ribose diphosphatase activity. Lineage: Eukaryota; Viridiplantae; Streptophyta; Magnoliopsida; Lamiales; Oleaceae. Bases 256 to 1074 code for a protein of 272 amino acids. The record is from RefSeq and is a predicted model, not a curated record. The transcript has 10 exons.